Erythranthe guttata (spotted monkey flower) is the source of this 2229-nucleotide messenger RNA. RefSeq names its product HD-ZIP IV family of homeobox-leucine zipper protein with lipid-binding START domain-containing protein (gene GL2). Gene Ontology annotation, biological process: regulation of DNA-templated transcription. Gene Ontology annotation, molecular function: lipid binding; DNA-binding transcription factor activity, RNA polymerase II-specific; DNA binding. The record is from RefSeq and is a predicted model, not a curated record. Lineage: Eukaryota; Viridiplantae; Streptophyta; Magnoliopsida; Lamiales; Phrymaceae.
AUGUCGAAACUUAGGAGAGCUUUUCUUCCAUCUCCAGCUCUCUCCCUCUCUCUUGCUGGUAUUUUCCAGGACGGUAGAUCAACGGCGGCGAGUGGGGAAGUUGAGACUGUGGAAAUAAGCAGCGAGAAUUCCGGCGCCGGUAAAUACCGCUCCGACGAAGAAGAAGAAGAGAAGCACAUUAUCGACGAAUGUGAUGAUGAUGAUGAGAACUGCAUUAAUGGCGGCGAAAAGAAGACGAAGAAGAAGAGAAAGAAAUAUCACAGGCACACACCAGAACAGAUCACAGAAAUGGAGGCGUUGUUUAAGGAAUCUCCACACCCAGAUGAGAAUCAAAGGCUACAGUUGAGCAAGCAAUUAGGGCUUCAUCCUAGGCAAGUUAAAUUCUGGUUUCAAAAUCGUCGCACCCAAAUCAAGGCUAUUCAGGAGCGCCAUGAAAACUCGGUACUGAAAACGGAAAUGGACAAACUCCGUGACGAAAAUAAGGUUUUGAGAGAAACCUUAAAAUCCCCAUCUUGUCCCAACUGUGGUUUCGCCACCACCUCCGGCAAAGAAUCUAUUACAGCAGCAACCGAUGAACAAAGACUCCGAAUCGAAAACGCCACCCUCAAAACCGAGGUCGAGAAACUGAGAUCGAUCAUCGGAAAAAGCUCUCAGGGAACAUCACCAAACACCUCUUCAUGCUCACCACCUGGAAAUAUUAACGAUCAAGAAAACCGAAGCUCGUUCGAUUUCAACACGGGCAACAUCGGAUUGGAAAGAUUGCGUGUAAAAGAUACUGUAAAAAGUGCUUUAAAUGAACUGAUAAAAAUGGCUACUCACAGAGAGCCAUUGUGGGUCCCAAGCUACGAAACGGGACGAGAGAUACUCAACUACGACGAAUACACAAAGCAGUUUGGUAACGAGAAUUAUUAUAACAAAAUGCAGCCGAAUAAAUCUAUAGAGGCGUCGAAAGAUAGUGCGAUUAUCUUUGUUGAUCUACUAUGGCUAGUUCGGAGUUUUAUGGAUGCGAAUCGGUGGCAAGAAUUGUUUCCUUGCUUGAUCUCGAGUGCUUCAACGGUGGAUGUUAUCUGCAACGGAGAAGGUGAAAACGGAGACGGUGCUGUUCACUUGAUGUUUGCGGAAAUCCAAAUGCUAACACCAAUGGUGGCCACAAGAGAAAUGUACUUCUUUCGACACUGCAAAAAAGUAAGUACCUAUCAGUGGGCAAUCGUCGACGUCUCAAUUGACGAAGACAACAUAGACGCCUCUUCUCAGAAAUGCCGAAAACGCCCCUCUGGUUGCAUAAUCGAGGAUAAAUCCAACGGCCACUGUAAGGUGACGUGGGUGGAGCACAUUGAAUGCCAGAAAAUCCCGAUACAUUCUCUGUAUCGGUCAAUAGUCAACAAGGGCUUAGCUUUCGGUGCAAGGCACUGGAUAUGCACGCUGCAGCAGCAGUGCGAAAGGCUCGUUUUCCAUGUGGCUACAAAUGUCCCCGUUAAGGAUUCGAGCGGUGUAGAUACACUUGCUGGGAGAAAAAGCAUUCUGACACUGUCGCAACGAAUGAGCUGGAGCUUCUGCAGAGCAAUCGGAGGUUCUAGAAGAAUCUUGUGGAAGAAGAUUGUCAGCAAAACGGGAGAUGACAUAAGGGUGUCCCUUCGAAACAACCUUAACGAACAAGGGGAGCCAAUCGGUACAAUCUUGUCUGCAGUUUCUUCCGUCUGGUUGCCUCUCUCUCACCAUGCCCUCUUCGAUUUCCUCCGAGACGAAAAUCGAAGAAAUGAGUGGGAUAUCAUGUCGAACGGAAGCACGGUACAUUCCACGGUAAACCUAGCGAAAGGGCAAGAUCGAGGAAACGCAGUCACAGUCAUGGACAUGAAAGGCGAAGAACAGAGCGUGUUGGUACUACAAGACAGUUGUACGAACGCAUACGAGUCGAUGGUGGUGUACGCACCUGUGGACAUCAAAGGCUUGCAGUCGGUGAUGACAGGCUGUGACUCCAGCAAGAUUCCGGUUUUGCCCUCGGGUUUCGCGAUUAUUUCCGACGGGAUCGAAUCCAGGCCGUUCGUAUUCACUUCCACUAGGCAGGAUGAGAAGAGCACGGACGGAGGAUCUUUGCUCACUGUCGCGUUUCAAAUACUGAUUAGCAACGCUACAUCAGCUGAACUUUCCAUGGAUUCUGUAGACUCGGUAAACACACUAAUAUCUUGCACGUUACAGAACAUAAAACGCAGUUUGCACUGCGAAGACUGA